This is a messenger RNA of Nasonia vitripennis (jewel wasp), 4015 nucleotides long. RefSeq names its product non-canonical poly(A) RNA polymerase protein Trf4-1. The record is from RefSeq and is a predicted model, not a curated record. The transcript has 9 exons. Gene Ontology annotation, molecular function: poly(A) RNA polymerase activity; mRNA binding. Bases 839 to 2632 code for a protein of 597 amino acids. Gene Ontology annotation, biological process: RNA 3'-end processing. Lineage: Eukaryota; Metazoa; Arthropoda; Insecta; Hymenoptera; Pteromalidae. Gene Ontology annotation, cellular component: TRAMP complex; nucleolus.
GAAACACAGAUAGACAAUUACUUACAUAGCGAAAAGACCGGCGUGUGUGCGCCUUUCUACAAACUAUACAAUAUAAGUACACCCGCUGGCGGCGCUUCUAUUCUCCCUUUCGCUCGCAUUCUGUAGCUUGUCCAUCUCGCUCGGUGAUGUGUAGGUGUACUCCUUGCUAAUACAGGCAUACGCGCGGGUAUAUAGACAGUGUGUACACCGCGUGUAUAGCAUAUGUACAAUAGGUAUACACCAGGAGACGGCGAAUAGUGCGCGAAGAGGCAUCAGCAGUCAGUCGGCUACAUAGUGACGAUACAUAGGCUGCAGGCGGGAGAGGGAGAGAGAGAGAGAAGGGCAUCAGUGUGUAGUGUGUACCGCACGAGAGACGAGAGAGAGAGAGAGAGAGAGAAAGAGAGCGUCAGUUGCUCGCACAGGCCUAGUGAUACCUCGCUCUCUGGGACGUCUCAGCGCGCCAGAGAGAAAAGUUCGCAAGCGCGCGCGGAGGGGAGGAAGAUCGGUGCUGAAGCUUGGUCAGCUUUCUCUUUUAUUUUCCCCCGUCGUCUCUUCUAUAGCCUAUAUAUCUCGAAGCGAGCGCGAGAGGGGAAGGAGGGAGGUGCGUGCGCGUGUGUAAAGUGUCCGUGUGUGUGUGUGUGCUGUGUGCAGCAGAGGGUCGCGGGGGACUAGCGAGAGAGGGAGAGACUAGAACAGCCAGCAGCAGCAGUAGCAGGAGCAGCAGUAGCUGUAAUCAGAGGCAUCUCUCUGGUGGGUUAUUGUGUGUGCGAGCUGAGUCUCUCGUAGAAGACGACGACGACGGCGGUGACCUCAGCCUCGCGCGCACCCGAGGGGUUUAAUGGAUCCGAAGAUCGGUUGGUAUCAGCCCGAGCAGUACGGUCCCGCCAAGGACUUGUGGUUGCACAUCUGGGAGACCGGAAGGGACCUCGACACCCUCAGUCUCAAGCACGACAACAACGCGAGCCUGCAGCAGCAACAGCAGGGCGGCGGUAGCACAGUCAUGAACUCGAAGAACAGCUCGUCCCAGGACUUCCUGCCUCUCGAGGCCCCGACGACGCUCAACAGCAACCAGCGGCCCGACGAGCGCAACAACACACGUGUCAACAGCAACACCAACAACAGCUACUACAACCCGUCCAGGAGGAAAAACGACAACCGCGCAAGCACCUACGGCAUGAAUUACAACUACGAGGCCCUCGUCGGCGUCUUCGGGGGCUGUCCCUGGAGAAUACCCGGCAAGCACUACUCCAGGGGUGUCCUUGGAUUGCACGAGGAAAUUGAAGACUUCUUCACUUACAUGUGUCCUACGAAUGAGGAGCACCUUCUGCGAGUGAAGGUCAUCAAGAGAAUAGAGAAUGUCAUAUAUGAUCUCUGGCCGGACUCAAAGGUGGAGAUAUUUGGGAGCUUUCGCACAGGAUUAUACCUACCCACAAGUGAUAUUGAUCUAGUUGUGAUAGGCAUGUGGACAAACCUGCCACUGCACACACUUGAACGAGCACUAAUUGAUCAAAACAUUGUUGAGCCAUCUUCUGUUAAAGUAUUAGAUAGGGCAUCAGUUCCUAUUGUCAAGCUCACAGAUAGAGAGACUGAGAUCAAGGUGGACAUUAGUUUUAAUAUGAACAACGGUGUGAAAUCUGCGGAAUUAAUCAAGACUUUCAAAAGGCAGUAUCCUGCUCUUGAAAAGCUGGUUAUGGUACUCAAGCAGUUUUUAUUGCAAAGAGAUCUCAAUGAAGUGUUCACUGGUGGUAUCUCUUCGUAUAGUUUAAUUCUCAUGACUAUAAGCUUUCUACAGUUGCAUCCUAGAAAUAAUAUCAGCAGUCCAGAUGUUAAUUUAGGAGUAUUGCUAAUAGAAUUUUUGGAGUUGUAUGGUAGGAAAUUCAAUUAUGUCAAGACUGGCAUUCGUGUGAAAGGUGGUGGUACUUACAUAUCAAAAGAAGAGGUUCAAAGAGAGAUGAUCGAUGGACACAGACCGUCUUUAUUAUGUAUAGAAGAUCCACUGACGCCAGGCAACGAUAUUGGCCGAAGUAGUUAUGGUGCUUUGUAUGUAAAAGAUGCUUUCGACUGGGCUUACUAUGUACUUUCACAAGCAGUCAAUCCUCUCAAUAUUCUAGUCAAUGAUGCAAAUAAAGUCAGUAUAUUGGGAAGAAUCAUAAGAGUAACGGACGAAGUAAUAGAUUACCGAAAAUGGAUUAAAGAAACAUUCCCUGCACCAGAAGCAGAUUCGCUGUCCAGCUCGACUGGUUCAGAUGCGUCCACACUUUCAGCUCCUGCGAGUGAAUCGGAAUCUGAGUGCAGUAGAGGAAACUCGCCCAACACAGGAGAAAAGGGUGAGGAGAAAAACAAAGACAGGCAUUUAUAUAACAAUCAGCAAUCUCAUGGUCAUCUCACGUACAAAAAGCCAUAUAAACCAACUUCACACGUAAACCAUCAUAUUACGCGGGGAGACUACACACGCGGCAUAAACAAUCACACAGGUGGACAUGGUAAAACGAAAAACAAUCAUCAUAUUAGUAAUAAUAAUAAUAACAAUGGCGGUAAUCAGAGCCCAGGUUCGAGACUGCAUGCGAUGAAGCGUAAAAAGAACAUGAGCAUGAACAUCACGACCCGUGGCCCAGGUGAUUGUGUGCGGUGAUGAAGCGUACUGCGUGUUCCUGCGUAAUCUUAUUCUUUCAAGGAUCAACUAACUCGGAUAGUCCAUCCGAGGGUAAAUAUCUAUAGCAAUACUGGUACAGUCCGAUAUCAUACUAAAUCGAUAAGCGUUUUACAUACAUUUCUCGAUCGACGUGAGAUUUUUGUACUAAGCAUUUGAAUCGGUAAACGAACGUCUUUUUUUAGUUUCUUAGUACGUGAAGAAAGCAUCGUUCAUGUAGGUUCUCCCCGUUUUCCCUUGAUGAACGUGCGCCAUUAAUUAUUUUUGAUGAUUGCUGUAGAACUAUUCUAUUCAUUUUACCGAGCGUGGCCAAGUAACCAAAAGUUCUCGGAACGUAAUUUUAUUGACGGAUCACAUGCGUGUUGCACUUGGUUAUAUUUGCUCUUAUGCCGCUACGACUGUGCUUGAGUUUAAUAUUGUGGGCUGAAUGCGUGAAACAAAAACUGCCGGAACUUGGUUACCUGGGCGUUAUAUUCUAUAAGAAAAAAAAAAUUAAAAAAAAGUAGGAAAAGGACAUUCUUGCGGUAUUGUGCACACAUUUUAAAGGAAACUAGAAACUGUGUUCAACUGUAACGCGUGACAUUAUUUUCGUCUGCCUGGCACCGACGUACUAGAAACAGUCUUUUAAUUAAGUAUAAUGUCACGUUUUUCCGUAAGACUUUGCGAUAUAUGCCAGGAGAUAUAAAAAUAUUGAUAGUUGCGAAAAAGACUUAGUUUUCUAUAUGAAACUAUAUUCUUAUAAAAUAUAAAAAGCAUGAAAAGCUAAAAAAAAUUAUGAAAAAGAAGAAUGGUGAUAACGCAGGACUUGCCUAAUGUAAAUAAUGUAAUAUAAACUAACGAGAUACGAAGCAUUACGAGUCUUAUGCAGUUACCCUAGUAAAAGUUUUUAUUUUGAGUGUAAUUAAAUUAGAAAAACAAGGAGGAAGAAAAAAAGUCUUAAGUACCUCUUGAAACGAGUGUUUCAGUAUGGAUAACGAAUCCAUAGAUUUAUUAUUCGCGAUAUAAGGUUGACUAUGACUUCAUUUUUCUUUUGUAUAAUAUUGCUUUCCUCCUAGAUGUACAGAGCACUUUGUACAGAUAUUGUCGUUGAUUUUCUAGAGCGUUAUUACUGAAUCUUGUAUAUGUGAAUGCCAGUUUUAAGAGACUGUACUUGCAUGUACGAGCCUAAAACUACACGUCAACUCUGCUAUAUGUAACUUGAUAUAAACGUGUACAAAGUUACGGAAGACUGUAUGCAUAAAACUUAAGCGGUCUUUGUAAGAUAUCGACUUUAUUUAUAUACAAUACUGUAUCAUAAUCUCAAGUACAAACAUAUAGUUCAUUACGUUUCGUAAUAAAAUAAAAAAACUACAGCCCGCAAAAAAA